Messenger RNA from Hibiscus syriacus, 1124 nucleotides. RefSeq names its product homeobox-leucine zipper protein HAT22-like. Gene Ontology annotation, biological process: regulation of DNA-templated transcription. The transcript is spliced from 3 exons. NCBI's taxonomy places the organism in Eukaryota, Viridiplantae, Streptophyta, Magnoliopsida, Malvales, Malvaceae. Bases 68 to 895 code for a protein of 275 amino acids. Gene Ontology annotation, molecular function: sequence-specific DNA binding; DNA-binding transcription factor activity, RNA polymerase II-specific. The record is from RefSeq and is a predicted model, not a curated record.
AUUUGCCUAUAUUCGUUUCUCUGUUUCCCCUUCUCUUCCAUUGCUGAAACAGAAAUUCUAAGCUUGGAUGGGUAUUCAUGAUGAUGGUGCAUGUAAAACUGCUCUCGUUCUCCGUUUAGGACUCUCAUCGACCGUGGAGUCGCCGUCGAAGCCCGAUAACAAACAAACUCCCAACAGGAAUCCAUCGUUUCUAAAGUUCGAAGCAACGAGCUUUGAUGAUGAACCCUCGCUGACGUUGGGGCUCUCUGGUGGCGGUGAGGUUGAUGUGAAACCUGCGGGUGAUUUGUAUCGUCAAGCUUCGACUGUUAGUGCUGUUUCUUCGUUUUCAAGCGGUAAGGUGAAGAGGGAGAGAGAGGUUAGCAGUGAGGAAUUAAUGGAGGUUGAGAAUAAUAAUAAUAAUUCCUCUAGACUCAGUGAUGAAGAUGAAGAAGGCGUUAAUGGAAGAAAGAAGCUCCGGCUCUCCAAACAACAAUCUGCUCUUCUCGAGGAAAGCUUCAAACAACACAGCACUCUCAAUCCCAAACAGAAGCAAGCUUUAGCAAGGCAGUUGAACUUGAAGCCUAGACAAGUUGAAGUAUGGUUUCAGAACAGAAGAGCAAGGACAAAGCUGAAGCAAACUGAGGUGGACUGUGAGUUGUUGAAAAAGUGUUGCGAGACACUGACGGAUGAAAACAGGAGACUGCAGAAGGAGAUUCAAGAACUCAAGGCACUGAAACUGACUCAACCCUUUUACAUGCAAAUGCAAGCGGCCACCCUCACCAUGUGCCCAUCUUGUGAGAUAACAACCGCCGUUGCCGACGCCAAUGCCAAUUCCAACACCCCGUUUUCGAUGGCUUCGAAGCCUCACCAUUUCCAUAAUAGUAAUCCCUUAAGCAGUCCUUCUGCAGCUUGUUGAUUAAGUUUUUCGGAAACUUAUUCGUAUCAAAAGAAAGAAAACACCACCCAACAAGCCAUCAAACCCUUUAUUAUUUGGUUGAGGGCUUCUAGUGAAUUAAAACUAGUUUAAUUAUUUAAUUAAUUAAUUUGUAGAAAUCACUCAUCUUCCCCCCCCCCCAUACAUGUAUGUAAAUGUUGAAUAGAAAAUAUAUAUAGCAUCUAUGAAAGUAUUACUGUUUUUGUGUUUA